Messenger RNA from Podarcis lilfordi (Lilford's wall lizard), 10742 nucleotides. The record is from the annotation of a GenBank genome assembly. NCBI's taxonomy places the organism in Eukaryota, Metazoa, Chordata, Lepidosauria, Squamata, Lacertidae.
GACAAAGAGGGAACUUCCGCAACGCUGACAUGCCUUGAAAGAGGCGGCGAGGAGGGGUCAGGUUGUUUGAUUGCGUUUUAUAAUAUUUGUGCUAACCCCAUAGGAAAUUAGCCACUUUUGCGGGGAAAGUCUGACGCUUGUGUAUAUCCUCUGUUGCUCAGAAUGCAGCCGCUUCUGGGGAAGAACCCACAAGGAGCAAAACAGCCGCAUAGGGAAGCUGCUCUGUGCUGGCGGUGAAUUAAUGGGGCUCCUCUACUGAAACGACAUGAGCCCACGGGUAUAUUCUGAGCCCCCAGAUGGGGGCUGGGGCUGGGCGAUCGCGCUGGCGUGUUUCAUGCAGUCCGUCCUGGUCUUUGGGGUCACUCGCCUUUUAGGCAUCUUCUUUGUGGAGUUCAUGGCCUAUUUCGACGAGCCGUCGAGUGCCACGUCCUGGAUUUCGUCCGUCGCCUUGGCCACGAUGAUGGUCACCAGUGAGUACCCGACUCCGGUCCGUUUCCAGGGGGGUUAAGAUAAGAUAAAACUUCAUUCACAUUAGCCAAUGGCCAUAGCGACAGUAAAACUUUACAGUACAGUGGUACCUCGGGUUACAUACGCUUCAGGUUACAGACUCCGCUAACCCAGAAAUAUUACCUCGGGUUAAGAACUUUGCUUCAGGAUGAGAACAGAAAUCGUGCUCCGGUGGUGCAGUGGCAGCAGGAGGCCCCAUUAGCUAAAGUGGUGCUUCAGGUUAAGAACUGCUGUUGCUGUUUAGUCGUUUAGUCAUGCCCGACUCUUUGUGACCCCAUGGGCCAGAGCACGCCAGGCACUCCUGUCUUCCACUGCCUCCCGCAGUUUGGUCAAACUCAUGCUGGUAGCUUCGAGAACACUGUCCAACCAUCUCGUCCUCCGUCGUCCCCUUAUCCUUCGGCCCUCCAUCUUUCCCAACAUCAGGGUCUUUUCCAGGGAGUCUUCUCUUCUCAUGAGGUGGCCAAAGUCUCGGAGCCUCAGCUUCAGGAUCUAUCCUUCCAGUGAGCACUCAGGGCUGAUUCCCUUCAGAAUGGAUACGUUUGAUCUUCUUGCAGUCCAUGGGACUCUCAAGAGUCUCCUCCAGCACCAGAAUUCAAAAGCAUCCAUUCUUCGGCGAUCAGCCUUCUUUAUGGUCCAGCUCUCACUUCCAUACAUCACUACUGGGAAAACCAUAGCUUUAACCAUAGGUUAAGAACAGUUUCAGGUUAAGAACGGACCUCUGGAAUGAAUUAAGUACUUAACCCAAGGUACCACGCAGAAAAGGAAAUUUGAUAUAAGAGCACAAUUUAAAGUCCUGAAUCAGCAGCCCUUAUUCUUAUUGCCCCUGCUAUGAACCUAGCAACCUUUGCCAUUAUCAGCUCAUUUUGAUCUGAUGGAAGGAAGGACAUUGUGGCAGCGGUUGAGUGCCCUGGGAUGGUUAGUACGAGUGGGGUGGUGAUCUCGUUCCUCAGGUUUUUUUUAAAGGGAGUGCAAGACAGGAGGACGUGGGCUGCUGUUUCGGUGCUACCGUCUCCACAGGGGCAAAGGCGUUUCUCAGGCAGGAUCUUUUGGAAUCGACCCUCAAGUACCACAGAUGGCAAAACAUCCGGUCUUGCAAGUGUAAAAGCACGUCUGUAUUUUGGGAUAGUAAGUUUGUGCAGAUACGGGGCCAGAGAAUCAAAAUGGAGAGGUGGAAAAUGAACAUACCAAGGACAGAAUUUCCUUAUAGUGGCCAGGUUGUUCUGAUGCUCGAUAUCUUUUAGACGUUGACCAUUUAGACUGUUUGCUUUAGUAGGGCCCACAGUGAGUAGGUGUUGUGGGGAUAGGACACAAGAGUGAAGUUUUUGAUAGAGGGUUUUAAGCCAGUCACUUUUGAAGUACUAGGGAUAGUAAACCAGGGAUGUUUCCAGGAUCCAAGAGCCAAUAGCCUGAUUUCCAAAUGCAGUUGUAAACCUAGCCUUGCUCACUCAUUUAAGCGGGUCAAAUCCUGAUACGAUAGCCGGUUUAAUUUCCCACCUGUCUUUUAGCAGCUGCUAGGUCCUAGACUUCGUCAAACUCUGUAAAAAGUCUGAGAGCAAGCUAGUCACUGCUCAGAGACAAAUUCAGCAUCCUUUUCUGGAAGCAAAGAAAUCAGUGCAAAAAAGAAAAAGGCGCUAUUUGUUUUUAAAACAACGGUGGACAAGCAAAGUCGUUUUACGCAAUUCACUCUUAUUCUUCAAAUUACUCCUUCACUUCUGUAGUUUCAUUUCUUCCUCCAAGAAUUUUUGGAAAACAAAACACACAAUUUUAAUAAAAUGGGUCGAAGCAGAGGGCUCUGAAUAAAUGCUCAUUUGCUUCGUGUGCAACUUGACUCGGUUUCUGCAAAAGCAAUAGCAAAAAAACUUCGUCUAGGCAACUGCCAGUAAAAUAACCCUUUUUACACUUCUGUUAAUGGCAGCUAGAAUUUGCUUGUUCGUCCACAGUCCAACUGCACUCCUCUUUUCCCCACACCCCUUUUACUUAUUUUCUUGGGUUGAAUUGCUACUGAACGCAAUGGCUGGGAGGCAGCAGCUUCUGAGUACAGUGGUACCUCGGGUUACAUAUGCUUCAGGUUACAGAUUCCGCUAACCCAGAAAUAGUGCUUCAGGUUAAGAACUUUGCUUCAGGAUGAGAACAGAAAUCGGGCUCCGGCGGCGUGGCGGCAGUAGGAGGCCCCCAAUUAGCUAAGGUGGUGCUUCAGGUUAAGAACAGCUUCAGGUUAAGAACGGACCUCCGGAACGAAUUAAGUACUUAACCCGAGGUACUACUGUACCAGUUUGCUGGAAGCUGCAGGUCGAGUAGAGCAGGACUCUUGCGUUCUUCAUGGGACACGAUCCAGCAGGCUGUUCUUGUGGCGCAUUGCAGAUUCUUCGCACGGCAGCGGGUUGGGAUAGAUGACCCCUAGGGGUCUCUUCCAACUCUCCAGUUCCCUGAUCUGUUCUCCUGUGCAUUCCAGCAGCUGGUAUUCAGACCGCAGGUGCGCAGUGACACACCUCCGCGCAGACUUUGGCCCCGGGGUUUACGACGGGCAACCUUUUGAACGUGGGUCACAUCAAGUGCAAGCGAUGUUCAGGGGGUCAGCAGUGGCAGAGAGAGCACUUUCUCGACGCUGACGUGGUUUGGAAGAGGAGGAGAGGGGACCUGGUGGUUUAGCUCUCUUUGAAAAAAGAAAAGAAAAAGAAAGCUUUCUGCUCAUCCUAUAGGAAAGUCGCCACUUCGGGGGGUGGAGGGAGAAGUCGCCUAUAUAUGCUCCAUUACUCAGAAUGCAGCCGCUUCUGGGGCAGAGUCCACAAAGCGCAAAACAGCCGCAUAGGGAAGCUGCUCUGUGCUGGCGGUGAAUUGAUGGGGCUCCUCUACUGAAACAACAUGAGCCCACGGGUAUAUUCUGAGCCCCCAGAUGGGGGCUGGGGCUGGGCAAUCACGCUGGCGUGUUUCAUGCAGUCCGCCCUGGUCUUUGGGGUCACGCGGCCUUUCGGCAUCUUCUUUGUGGAGUUCAUGGCCUAUUUCGACGAGCCGUCGAGUGCCACGUCCUGGAUUUCGUCCAUCACCGUGGCCACGUCGAAAUUCACCAGUGAGUACCCGUUUCCGAUGACCGAGUGACUGGUUUCUAAACGCAAUUGUGAGCUUAGUCGGUUUCUGCACGUGCUAUAGAGGGACGUGGGAUGCGGGUGGUGCUGUGGGUUAAACCACAGAGCCUAGGGCUUGCCGAUCAGAAGGUCGGCGGUUCGAAUCCCCGUGACGGGGUGAGCUCCCAGUGCUCGGUCCCAGCUCCUGCCAACCUAGCAGUUCAAAAGCACAUCAAAGUGCAAGUAGAUAAAUAGGUACCGCUCCGGCAGGAAGGUAAACGGCGUUUCCAUGCGCUGCUCUGGUUCAGAACACCAGCUCCCUCGGCCAGUAAAGCGAGAUGAGCGCCGCAACCCCAGAGUCGGCCACGACUGGACCUAAUGGUCAGGGGUCCCUUUACCUUUACCUUUACAGAGGGAAUUGGUGGUAACGAUUAUUGUUAUUUAUUAAAUUUGUAUACCCGCAGGUCUCAGGGUGGUUUACAACGUAAAAUCAAAUAUAAAAACUGAGGGGCAGGUGGGGUCAGCCACCUGGGAAGGGAGCCCACCCUAGAGAAGGAAAACUCUGGACCUCAACCUCCGCUGCCUUGUCAGAAAUCUUCAGGAGACUAAAAGGCUCAGGAAUAAACCCUACACAAAUCUGGAGCGGAGUCCCUAAGGCGGUUGGAUGGCGCCUUGUACGCCUCCUUCUCGCAACUCCCGCAGCCACUAAAAUACAGUGGUACCUCGGUUUUGCAAACAUCUCCGCUGACAAACGUUUCGGAACUCGACUGCCGUAAAACCAGAAGUAACUGCUUCAAUUUUCAAACGUGCCUUGGAAGUCAAACGGCUUCCGCUGAGUGCAUACGUUAUUUUUCUCAAUUGAAUUGGCAGACCGCCUAUUGCACCUCAGUUUUCGAACGUUUCGGAACUCGAACGUUCUUCCGGAACAGAAUACGUUUGAAAACCGAGGUACCACUGUAUUUGAGGGGGUCUGCCCCACCCCCAGUUGAUGGACACUGCCUUUCAAAUGGUGUUCAUGAGUCUUGUGAUUGAUUGUGCAAGGCAGGCCUUACCUGGGCGCCUCAAUAAUAUUUUAUCCAAGUGGGCACCCUUGAAUAGGGAAAUAGUCUUAAUUCCAUUCCUAUCCGCACCUUUUACCCAGACUGGGACUUGAGGCAGCUUACUCAGAUUAAAGCAAAAGAGAUAAAACGCAGAAGACUCAAAGUCAUUAGCAGAGCCCAAGCAAUAUAAAGACAGGUGUAUACAGAUAGCAAAAAAGAAAAAAGAAUGGCAUUAUUUAAAAGCCCUUACUUUAAGGAAACAGUCCGUUCCCCAAAGGCCGGUAGCUAUAAAAGCAUCUUCACCUGUUUGGCAGAAGGAUAGGAAGUGGGGAGCUGGUCUGGCUUCUCUAAGCAGGGAGUUCCUAAGGUGCCUGGGAGGAGCCACCACCAAAAAGGCCCUGUCCUGGUCCCCACCGUGCAGGCCUGUGAGGGUGGCAGGACUGAGAGAAGCACCUCCCCCAGAGAUCUCAGAUAGGGGAGAAUGAGAUCCUUCGGGGUGCCUCAGCCUCCGCCGUGAGGGUCCAGAUCAGCCCCUCUGUUUAUCUUCUAUAUUUUCAGGUCCGUUGGCAGGGGCACUGGCCACUCAGUACGGAGAGCGUCCCGUCGCCAUGGCAGGGGGGCUCCUUUCGGGCCUCGGCUAUUUCCUCGCCUCCUUCGCCACCAACCUGGCACAGCUCUAUAUAUUUAUUGGCGUGUUCACAGGUAAGGAAUGUCUGGAGUCAAGCCAGAGUCUCUUUCUUACCGGGAGGGGGCUCUUACUCCUUCCUCCGCAGUAAAGACCCCCAGCCACAGGCCAGAAAGGUUCAUUAUUUGAAUUUGCUUGCCACAUUAUACACACACACAGAGAGAACUACAUGCCCUAGGUUCUCCCUUGCUCCCUCUAAAUCCCUAUAAAUCAAUAUUGUCAUUGAUAUAAAAUGUCUUUUACAAAUGGAUAACACGCAUGCAUGUUAUCCCAGAAUUGGGUGGGACCCCCAAAAGCUCAUCUAUUCCAACCCCCAGCAAUGCAAGAAUCUUUUGCCAGUGUGGGACUUGAACCCAGAACUCUGAGAUUCAGAGUCUCGUGCUCCGCCAACAGAGCUAUCCCAGCUUACAGAGCUAUUUAUACAUAAUUUCAUAUCUGUAAGCAUUAUGAUAUACUGUCGUACCUUGGUUCUUUAACUUUAUUAUUAUUAUUAAUUAUUAUUAUUUAUACCCCGCCCAUCUGGCUGGGCUUCCCCAGCCACUCUGGGCGGCUUCCAACCAAAUAUUAAAAUACAGUAGUACAUCAAACAUUAAGAGCUUCCCUAAACAGGGCUGCCUUCAGAUAUCUUCUAAAAAUCUGGUAGUUGUUGUUCUCUUUGACAUCUGCUGGGAGGGCGUUCCACAGGGCAGGCACCACCACCAAGAAGGCCCUCUGCCUGGUUCCCUGUAAUUUGGCUUCUCGCAGUGAAGGAACCGCCAUAAGGCCCUCGGCGCUGGACCUCAGUGUCCGGAUAGAACGAUGGGGGUGGAGACGCUCCUUCAGGUCUACUGGGCCUUUGAGGCCGUUUAGGGCUUUCAAGGUCAGCUCCAACACUUUGAAUUGUGCUCGGAAACGUACACCGGACGUUCGGCUUCCGGAAAACAUUCAGAAACCGGGACGACCGCUUCCGGUUUCUGGUUGUCCGGGAGGCGAAACGUUUGCGUUGAAAGGCUCUUGGCUCCUUUCGCUGCGCCGACGUCCUGUUUCCCUGUCUUCCCCACUCAGGAAUUGGAGGCACCUUUGCCCUCUGGCCCUCAUUGGCCUUGCUGUCGCGCUACUUCGAGCGCCGGCGCCCCCUGGCCACCUCCCUGGCCCUCUCGGGCGCCGGCGUGGCCUCCCUGGCCCUCUCGCCCCUCUUCCAGUUCCUGGUGGACCUCUACGGCUGGCGCGGGGCUCUCCUGCUGGUAUCCGGGAUGGUCUUCCACCUGCUGCCAUGCGGAGCCCUGCUUCGCCCCCUCGUCUUGCCCAAGGACGAUGCCCUGGCAGCGCCCCCGGAGCAGGCGGUGAGCUGGCGCCACCGACUCUCGUCUCUCUUCGGACUCUCUCUGCUCCGCCACCGAGGCUUCAUGACCUACACCUGCUGCGGGGUGCUGAACGCGGCCGGGUUCUUCGUGCCCCUGGUCCACCUCGUGCCCCACGCCCGGGAACUGGACUUCGACGAGUACCAGGCGGCUUUCCUCGCCUCCGCCGUGGGUGUGGCCGACAUCGGGGGCCGCGUCGCCUGCACGUGGCUGGUCACCUGCGGCCCUCUCCGCCUCUGCCACCACCUCACCCUGUGGAGCUUCCUGACAGGGGUUUCUGUCCUGGCCGUGCCCCUGGGUCGCAGCUAUGGGGCUGUGCUCGCCAUCAGCGCCUGCUAUGGGUUCCUGGCCGGCGCCGUUCUCCCGCUCAGGGUCUCCACCCUGGUGGAAAUCGUGGGUCCUGCACGGAUUAUGGGGGCCAUCGGACUCAUCAACCUGAUGGAAAGCAUCGGGGCACUGUCGGGCCCCCCCCUGUCAGGUAAGGAAGACGCGGUCCAGGCCGGAGCCUGGUGGUCGGCUGGUCAGUCUCCAAGCAUUCUGAUUUUCCAGGGACAGUCCCGGAUUGACAGAAGCUGUCCCGGUUUCAUCAUCAUCAUCCUAAUUUUUAAUUUGUAUCCCGCCUUUCUAUCUUACAAUACUCAAGGCGGUUUACAAGCUGAAGAAACAAAAAAUGUACUUCUUAUAAGAAUCUAAUGCAAUACAAAAAUGUGAUAAUAAAACAUAACUUUAAAAUAGGCAGCCUACAUCAAAAUGGGGACGCGGGUGGCGCUGCGGGUUAAACCACAGAGCCUAGGACUUGCCGAUCAGAAGGUUGGCGGUUCAAAUCUCCGCGACGGGGUGAGCUCCCGUUGCUCAGUCCCUGCUCCUGCCAACCUAGCAGUUCGAAAGCACAUCAAAGUGCAAGUAGAUCAAUAGGUACCACUCUGGCGGGAAGGUAAAUGGCGUUUCCGUGCACUGCUCUGGUUCUCCAGAAGCGGCUUAGUCCUGCUAGCCACAUGACCCGGAAGCUGUACGCCGGCUCCCUCGGCCCGUAAAGUGAGAUGAGCACCGCAACCCCAGAGUCGGUCACGACUGGACCUAAUGGUCACGGGUCCCUUUACCUUUACCUACAUCAAAAUAGCAUCAUUCAACCAUCAGUUAGAAUAGUAUAACACAAUAAUAAUAUAUUAUGAUGUUAUACUAUUGAUAAAAGUUAAACAGAAACCCACUCAACAGUUACAAUAAUAGCUAAACUAUAAUCGAUAAAACAAUGACAAGCCACAGUACAUAAAACAAUACAAUACACAUUGAGAAGCAGAGGGCAGAGCAAGGAAGGUGGAAGGAGUUUCUGAUUUGAUCCUUGAAUGUCUCGCUUUUCCUUAGUUGCAUCACGUCCCUGUUUUCAUUGGAGAAAUGUUGGAGGACAGUGCUUUUUUUCUUUAAAAAAUGUUUAGGGGUACUCUCAUUUUCCUACAUACCAUAUUUUUCGGUGUAUAACACCAUGUUUAAGAUGCCCCCUAUUUUUGGCGACUGCAAAUUAAGAAAAUGGGAGAUUGCCCCCAUGUAUAAGACUACCCUCCUUUUUUAACAUUAGUAAAAGGUAAAGGGACCCCUGACCAUUAGGUCCAGUUGUGGCCGACUCUGGGGUUGCGGCGCUCAUCUCGCUCUAUAGGACGAGGGAGCCGGCGUACAGCUUCCGGGUCAUGUGGCCAGCAUGACUAAGCCGCUUCUGGCAAACCAGAGCAGUGCACGGAAACGCCGUUGACCUUCCCGCCGGAGCGGUACCUAUUUAUCUACUUGCACUUUGACGUGCUUUCGAACUGCUAGGUUGGCAGGAGCAGGGACAGAGCAACAGGAGCUCACCCCGUCGCGGGGAUUCGAACCGCCAACCUUCUGAUCGGCAAGUCCUAGGCUCUGUGGUUUAACCCACAGAGCCACCCGCGUCCCGUUUUAACAUUAUUUUUUAGUAAAAAAAACCACCUAGUCUUAUACACUGAAAAGUGUGGUAUAUUAAAAUACUGCCCCUCAAUGAGGCCAAACUUAGAUUCACAAAAUGUUUAGGGGUAUGCGUACUAAUGCGUCCCCGUCCCCCCCAGAAAAAAGCACUGUUGGAGGGUAUGGUAGACGUUCCUAUUUUCAUAGGAGGGUAUGGAAUUAUGCAAUUGCACAGCCAAGGAGGUAAGUAACUAUAGAACCUUCAGAAGACAUCUGAAGACAGCCCUGGAUAGGGAAGUUUUUUUAAUGUUUAAAGUUUUAUUAUGUUUUUAUACAUGUUGGAAGUCACCUAGAGUGGAAGGCAUGUUGUUGUUGUUAAGGACAUCCCUAUUUUCACCAGGAAAAUGUUGGCGGGUAUAAACCUGCAGCCAUCUCUCCUACCCAAGGCUGGAUUAAGACCUUUAGAGGUGCUAAGCACCUAAAAGAUUUUGAUACCCCCCCCAUAUAUCUAUUUCAAACUAUAAACCACAAAAAACUGUAAAAUAAAAUGUUACUUUUCAAAACGAAACGAAACCUGCAGUAAGAUGGAAAAUAAUGUUUAUUUUUGUAUAGUUCCACUUCAUUCAUAUUUGAAACAUUUCUUCCAACUUUUUAUGAUUGCAAAGCCUUUGAUCGGAUCCUCAGAACUAAUCUUAAUGUUUCCCCUGAGACCACAUCCACCUGUCCGUCGGGUGCUGUCAUCCCAAUAGGCGAGUGAUGUAAGCAAAUUGAGAUGAGGGGCGUUGUAGAGAUUUAUAAAGCUGUGCUGGGAGUGGGAGACACAGAGAAAGCUGCUUUUUUGCCCUUUAGCAUACUGUCAACUCAGCUUUAGUCAUUUAAAUGAACAACUUAGAUUUCACUCUCUCUCUCUCUCAAAAAAAUCCCCUCCAUUUUUGCCCGAGACUGGCGGGCUUAUCCCAUAGCUGUUAACGUUUCCCUUUUUUUAAGGGAAAUUCCCUUAUUCCGAAUAGGAUUCCUCGCAAGAAAAGGGAAAUGUUGACAGCUAUGGCUUAUCCCCCAGCCUAUCUCCUCCAUUUAACGCACUAGCCACAAAAUUCAGAACAGAACAAAUAAAGGACUUAUUUGUGCCACGCAGUUACACUGCGGAACUCCCUGCCACAAGAGGCAGUCACGUCCACCAAACUAGAUGUCUUUAAAAGAGGAUUGGGUGAAUUCAUGGAGGAGGAGGAGGAGCAGGCUAUUGAUGGCUUCCGUGCUCUCCCUUCACUGUCGGAGGCAUCGAUCCGGCGGACUUGAUCCAGCGGGCUUUUACUAUGCUCUUAUUAUGUACACCCCCAAGAUGAAUCUUAUUCCACUCACAACUUGGACCUUUCCUCUGUUCCAGGUUGGAUCCGGGACGUUAGCGGAAGUUACAAGGCCUCCUUCCUGGCAGGGGGCUCCUUCCUUGUCGCUGGAAGCCUGGGACUUUUGCUCCUGCCCGGCUAUUUCUCCCUCCAUACCCCCAGCCCCCCUACGCAGAACCAGGAAGGGAGCAAGCCGGAAGAUCCCUGGAACCCAAGCCAGCAAAACGGAGUUUGUCUAGCCUGACGGAGAUCAACCCCAGACUGUUUCGUUUUGGGAAAAGGACCAGUCUCCAUCGGCCUGGGACAUGUCAUAUUCCUGAUAUUUGGAGGCAGGAAGGCAGUAGGGUGGAGGGGGAGCAGGCUGUUUUUUUACCCUCUGUCUUGGAAGCCCCACACACCCCCAGCUUGGAAGGGACAGGAGCAAAAUAUACAUCAGUUUGGUCCAAAUUAGGUACCAGAGUCAACUCUCAAUACAUCACUUCUGGCAAAUGAGACAUCCUAGCCGCUUAGAGGGCCAUGAAAAUUUGUGUCCCGGGCUUUUGAGACCCCAUGUGCUUACAGUAUCUGAAACCAAAGCAGCACAUUAGUUGUCAGAUGUGAAAUAUAUUAGCCUUGCUUUCAGUUCUCCUACUCUGAUAUAUUGGACUACAAAACCCAUCAGCCUCUGCCAGCACGAUUGUGCACGAUUUAGGGCUGAACACCUGAAGCGUGCCAAUUUGGGUAGAAAGCUGCUGUUCUCAGGCAGCUAUAAAAUUCUUUUUUGCGCCUCCCUCGACAAUUGCUCGGCGACUUAGAAGAGCAUUUAAUAAGCUUUAUCGUGUGUGUUUUUUUAAUCACGGCGCAUACGUAAC